CCCCCCUAAAAUCCACACCUCCCUCCCCCUCCGUUGCCUGAGCUGGUCUUGUUCGCACCCAACAGAGAAUUUUUUGGCCCUGCCAUACAUACUACCUUGCAUACACCUACUCUUUCCUCGCCCCGAGCAUCUAGACGCCUGCUGCUGCUUUCAUUGCAUUUGCUCCUCCACGCCUUCGUCCGAUUCAUCACCCGCUGCCACGUUUCUUCCUCUGCGUGCGCCGCCGGCCGUUUCCCAGCGAACCCGAUCCAGGACGUUUCACGAAUCCACACCACCGGCCAUCGCGGGGCAAGCCAGCGAGACAAGCUGCAACCAUGAGUGUCGUGGGUGUCGAUUUCGGAACCCUCAAGACUGUCAUUGCCGUCGCCAGGAACCGCGGCGUCGACGUGAUCACCAAUGAAGUUUCCAACCGAGCCACGCCGUCCCUGGUAGGCUUCGGCCCCAAGUCGCGCUAUAUCGGCGAGGCCGCCAAGACGCAGGAGAUUUCCAACCUCAAGAACACCAUCAGCUGCAUCAAACGCCUUGCCGGCCGCUCGUUCAACGACCCGGACGUCACCAUCGAGCAGCAAUAUGUCACCGCUCCUCUCGUCGACGUCAAUGGCCAGGUCGGCGCUGAGAUCUCGUACCUCGGCAACAAGGAGAAGUUCACGGCGACCCAGCUUGUCGCCAUGUAUCUGAGCAAGAUCAAGCAGACUGCGGCCGCCGAGCUCAAGCUCCCCGUCUCCGACCUCUGCAUGAGCGUGCCUCCGUGGUUCACCGACGUUCAGCGCCGUGCGCUGCUGGACGCCUCCGAGAUCGCCGGCCUCAAGCUCCUGCGCCUCAUGAACGACAACACCGCCGCCGCUCUCGGCUGGGGCAUCACCAAGCUUGACCUCCCAGGGCCCGAGGAGCGCCCUCGUCGGGUCGCCUUUGUCGACAUUGGCCACAGCAACUACACCUGCUCCAUCGUCGAGUUCAAGAAGGGUGAGCUUGCCGUCAAGGCUACCGCGUGGGACCGUAACUUUGGUGGCCGCGACUUCGACAAGGCUCUGGUCGACCACCUGGCCAAGGAGUUCAAGGGCAAGUACAAGGUUGACAUUUACACCCACGGACGUGCCAUGGCCCGCACCAUCGCCGCCGCCGAGAAGACCAAGAAGAUCCUGUCCGCCAACCAGCAGGCUCCCGUUAACAUCGAAUCUCUAAUGAACGAUGUUGACGCUUCCGCCAUGGUCACCCGUCAGGAGUUCGAGGCUAUGAUUGAGCCUCUGCUGAACCGCACCCACCACCCUCUGGAGCAGGCCCUCGCGCAGGCCAAGCUUACCAAGGAGGAUAUUGACGUUAUCGAGAUUGUUGGUGGCGGCUCCCGCGUUCCCGCUCUCAAGGAGCGCAUUCAGGAGUUCUUUGGAAAGCCUCUGUCCUUCACCGUGAACGCCGACGAGGCCGUUGCCCGUGGCUGUGCCUUCAGCUGCGCCAUCCUCUCCCCCGUCUUCCGAGUUCGCGACUUUGCCGUCCAGGACAUCAUAAGCUACCCCAUUGAGUUCGCCUGGGAGAAGGCUCCUGAUAUUCCCGACGAGGACACGAGCCUUACUGUAUUCAACAAAGGCAACGUCUUGCCUUCCACCAAGAUCCUUACUUUCUACCGCAAGCAACCGUUCGACCUCGAGGCCCGAUACGCCAAGCCCGAGGAACUUCCCGGAAAGCAGAACUCCUGGAUUGGCCGCUUCUCCGUCAAGGGCGUCAAGGCAGAGGGCAAGGAUGAGUUCAUGGUCUGCAAACUCAAGGCUCGUGUUAAUAUUCACGGCGUCCUCAAUGUCGAGACCGGCUACUUCGUCGAGGACCAGGAAGUCGAGGAAGAGGUCAAGGAUGACGACAAGAAGGAAGAAGGCGACAAGAAGGAUCCCGAAGCUAUGGACACGGACAACAAGGACGACGCCCCUAAGAAGACCCGAAAGGUUAAGAAGCAGGUUCGCAAGGGCGAUCUUCCCAUUUCUAGCGGCACCGCUUCCCUGGACGCCAGCGCCAAGACGGCUUUGGCGGAGAAGGAGGCUGCCAUGGUCAUGGAGGACAAGCUGGUUGCCGACACCGAGGAGAAGAAGAACGAGCUGGAAGCCUACAUCUAUGACCUCCGGGCGAAGUUGGACGACCAGUACGCCGAGUUUGCCAGCGAGGACGAGAAGGCAACCAUGAAGCAGAAGCUUGAAACCGCCGAGGACUGGCUGUAUGACGAGGGUGACGAUGCCUCCAAAGGUGUCUACGUUGCCAAGCUGGAGGAGCUUCGCGCCAUGGCUGGCCCUGUUGUCCAGCGUCACUUUGAGAAAGUUGAGGCCGAGCGCCGUGCCGUCCAGGAGCGCGUCGAGGCCGAGAAGGCUGCCAAAAGAGCCGCUGAGGAAGAAGCUCGCAAGGCUGCUGAGGCUGAGAAGGCCGCCCAAGGAGGUGAUCAGGAGAUGAAGGACGCCGCCGAGGGAGACCAAGCGGAGACCGACGAGGCUGGCAACCCGAAUUAGAAAAACAAGCGACCGUCGUCGGACGUGGGACAAGGCGCCGUGAGUCCUAAGGAGAACCGUUCGCCCGUGAGAGAGAAGAGGAAGAAGAAAGAAGUGACAAAAGAGGUACAAGAGUGAAAAUGAACCGCAUAGAGCGAGAGACUGCGCCCAAGGAGCAGCGACGAGGGAGGAUGGGCACCACGCUCCCACGCCGGGUGACGGAUAUCCUGUCGGAGUACGGGAAUGGUUAUGACGGGAAUGUAUGCACGCUAGACAAAGUUUCUUUUUUUUACACGGGAUAAAGACGUUUUGUUGUGAUGUUGGCUUUUCCGGGGCAUUGUCGUUGCUUCAGGAUGGGCUCGACCCGGACGAAUAGAUAAUAUUGUCUUGUCUUACUUUGGUCUCAUCCGAGGCCAAAGUGAAUGCUUCCGGCUAUCUGCUGUGCCCGCCAUAGGGACGAUGGAUGGUCAUGCGCUCAAAGUUUGUUUCGAGGAGAUAUUUUGGACAGGCAUCGGCUAGGGCCUCGGGUUUAGGCGAGUUGGCUGCGAAGAAGUUGAUCCAUCCUGUCCAAGUUUCAUCAAGCGCAGCCACUACUCACAGUGGAAGGAAACAGGUUAGAGUAAGUAGUAUCCCUCCAUCUUUGUCUAAACCCGACAAAAAUGACAUAAUCAUUCACAGUACAUAUCAAGCAUUUUUGGAACCCCGUGUCAUGCUCCUUCUCCAAAUCGUCGCCAUAGUGAUUCCCAACUUUCCAUAGAAAGAAGCACCACAACCCGCGCAACCCGCCGA
Purpureocillium takamizusanense is the source of this 3251-nucleotide messenger RNA. RefSeq names its product adenyl-nucleotide exchange factor sse1 (gene SSE1). The transcript is spliced from 6 exons. Gene Ontology annotation, molecular function: ATP-dependent protein folding chaperone; ATP binding. Gene Ontology annotation, biological process: protein folding. Gene Ontology annotation, cellular component: nucleus; cytosol. The record is from RefSeq and is a predicted model, not a curated record. Bases 315 to 2483 code for a protein of 722 amino acids. Lineage: Eukaryota; Fungi; Ascomycota; Sordariomycetes; Hypocreales; Ophiocordycipitaceae.